Molecule: messenger RNA, 5012 nt
Organism: Arvicanthis niloticus (Nile rat)
Lineage: Eukaryota; Metazoa; Chordata; Mammalia; Rodentia; Muridae
Gene: Ebf3
Product: EBF transcription factor 3
Biological process (GO): regulation of DNA-templated transcription
Molecular function (GO): DNA-binding transcription factor activity; DNA binding
Source: RefSeq, a predicted model, not a curated record
CUCCCGGGAAAGGGUCCAUUCCUCGGGGAGAGAGGGCUGAGUUUUGUGCGCCUCCGUCCGCUGCGCGCGCCGCUCCAGGCCCCGCCGCGCCCCGCCUGCGCCCGGGACUGCGCCGCGGCACUCACUGCCCCGUUUAUUUGUCUUUGGAGCAGGCGGGCCGCGCCAGAAGCGGGCGAUCCCGCAGUGUCCUGCAGCCGCGGACGCCGCCUGGCUAGGAUGACACCACGUUGAGCGCGCCUGCAAACAACAACAACAACAAGCGCCGCCGCGGUCACCGCGUCCACCGCGCCCUGCUCCUCCGAAGCGUCGCGCCGCCGCCGGUGCAGCCCGCCCGCGUCCCCGGCCGUCCGCAGCGCCCGGCCGCCGGUGUAUGCCGCGCCUGCCCGGGACGGGCUGAAGCCGGCGGCGGGCCGCACCGCAGGCGCCGAGCAGGGCCAGGGCGGCCAGGGCAGCCUCCUGCCGCCGAGCCCCGAGCGCCGCCGACCGCGGACGCGCUUUCGGCUGGGAGUCGCGGCCGCCGCCAGCAGUGUUCAUGUUUGGGAUUCAGGAGAAUAUUCCGCGCGGGGGGACGACCAUGAAGGAGGAGCCGCUGGGCAGCGGCAUGAACCCGGUGCGCUCGUGGAUGCACACGGCAGGCGUGGUGGACGCCAACACGGCCGCCCAGAGCGGCGUGGGGCUGGCGCGGGCGCACUUCGAGAAGCAGCCUCCUUCCAACCUCCGGAAAUCCAAUUUCUUCCACUUCGUGCUGGCGCUCUACGACAGGCAGGGGCAGCCAGUGGAGAUCGAAAGGACCGCUUUUGUGGACUUUGUGGAGAAAGAGAAAGAGCCGAACAACGAGAAAACCAACAACGGCAUUCACUACAAGCUGCAGCUACUGUACAGCAAUGGCGUCAGAACAGAGCAAGAUCUGUAUGUCCGCCUCAUAGAUUCAAUGACCAAACAGGCCAUCGUGUAUGAAGGCCAGGACAAGAACCCGGAGAUGUGCCGCGUGCUGCUGACCCACGAGAUCAUGUGCAGCCGGUGCUGUGACAAGAAGAGUUGUGGCAAUAGAAACGAGACACCCUCAGACCCUGUAAUCAUUGACAGAUUCUUUCUAAAGUUCUUCCUCAAGUGCAAUCAGAACUGCUUGAAGAAUGCGGGCAACCCCCGGGACAUGCGGAGGUUCCAGGUCGUUGUAUCGACAACAGUCAACGUGGACGGCCACGUGCUGGCCGUGUCUGACAACAUGUUUGUGCACAACAAUUCCAAACACGGGAGGCGGGCCCGCCGCCUAGACCCGUCAGAAGGUACGGCCCCUUCUUAUCUGGAAAAUGCCACUCCGUGCAUCAAGGCCAUCAGCCCCAGUGAAGGCUGGACCACGGGGGGCGCCACUGUGAUCAUAAUCGGGGACAACUUCUUUGACGGUCUACAAGUUGUGUUCGGAACUAUGUUGGUGUGGAGUGAGCUGAUAACCCCCCACGCCAUCCGAGUGCAGACGCCCCCGCGACACAUCCCUGGAGUUGUUGAAGUGACCCUCUCCUACAAGUCUAAGCAGUUCUGCAAAGGCGCUCCUGGACGCUUUGUCUAUACUGCCCUUAAUGAGCCAACCAUAGAUUACGGCUUCCAGAGGUUGCAGAAAGUGAUACCCAGACAUCCAGGUGACCCCGAAAGGUUACCCAAGGAAGUGUUACUGAAGAGGGCAGCAGACCUUGUGGAAGCUUUGUAUGGGAUGCCUCACAACAACCAGGAGAUCAUCCUGAAGAGAGCCGCUGACAUUGCUGAGGCGUUGUACAGCGUUCCCCGCAAUCACAACCAGAUCCCCACCUUGGGCAACACUCCAGCACAUACUGGCAUGAUGGGUGUGAACUCCUUCAGCAGCCAGCUAGCCGUUAAUGUGUCAGAGACCUCACAAGCCAAUGACCAAGUCGGCUACAGUCGCAAUACAAGCAGCGUGUCCCCGCGAGGCUACGUCCCCAGCAGUACUCCCCAGCAGUCCAAUUACAACACAGUCAGCACUAGCAUGAAUGGAUAUGGAAGUGGCGCCAUGGCCAAUCUAGGGGUCCCUGGCUCGCCUGGAUUUCUUAAUGGCUCCUCCGCUAACUCUCCCUACGGCAUAGUGCCGUCCAGCCCCACCAUGGCAGCCUCUUCGGUCACCCUCCCUUCAAACUGUAGCAGCACACACGGCAUUUUCUCAUUCUCACCUGCCAAUGUCAUCUCCGCAGUGAAACAGAAGAGCGCUUUUGCGCCCGUGGUCCGGCCCCAAGCCUCACCUCCUCCUUCCUGCACCAGCGCCAACGGGAACGGACUGCAAGCUAUGUCUGGGCUGGUAGUCCCGCCCAUGUGAGGGACUCUGUUUACCUUCACAGCACCCAGCAUCCAAGGACGGACUUCAGGGGACAUGUGUAGUGUGUUAAGACGUGCUGAUGGAAACAAUAUCUUCAAAACUAAAAAUCAGCAACAGUUGAAUGCUACAAAAGACAUUUAAAGAUUUUAUUUAAACUGUUAAGAAUCAACACGCGAACAAGCCCACUCCUUCAUGAACAAUUCCAUUUUAUUGACUGAACUUUUCUCAUAUCUUCAACAUUUCUCAGUCCUGAAGAUUAAGGAAAACAAAGCGACGCCUAUUUUGUAUAAAGUUUCUGACUCCGUCUUGGCUGUCUAGUGCGUGCUAUCUGUGUGGGGAGAAGCUUCGUGAAUAUGCACCGUUUGGAUGCCCAUACACACCGAGGAAGAAAGCCUCGGAACAUUUUUCUGUACUCAUAUUUAGAUUCACAAUGGUUGUGUAUCUCUAUAAUGUGAAAUAUUUUUUUGUGGUGAAAAAAAGGGGGCCAAGGAGGUAUGAGCCAUUAACUGGAACAGAGGAGGAUAUGACUAGGUGAAUUUGGGGUGGCAGGGAGGGAGGGAGGGUUUAUCAUUGCUUAACUUCAUCUUAAUGAAAUGAAACUUUGUAACUUAUUGUAGUUAGAAAUUGUAACUUUGAUAUCGAAUCUCUUGCCUUCAACAAGCACACUGACAGAGAAAAAAAAAAUAUGCUACUGUCUGUUGGUUCCAAUAUUCUCCCACCUAGAGCUUCCUGUUAAAGCAAGUGCGAUCAGCAACAGUUUUUCAACUUUCGCGCACUGUAAACCUAUUGCAUUCUUAGGCUACUGUGAGGUCUAUGUUUCUUGUACCUGAAAUUGUCCUUUUGACUUCUAGACCCUUCUUCCCUGAUGUGUUUUGUAUGUGGUUAUAAAAUUGUAGACUUUUGUGAUUUUGCCAAAGUUGUAGCUAAAUAUUUAUACACUUGUCUUGAAUUUUUUUCAGAUCCACUUAAAAUAUUUAGAAAAACGAGUUUUAUUCCUUAUGUGUCUUAUAGGGGAUAAAAUGCUCUUUCAUGCGACACUUCCUUUCCCAUGAACACUUGCAGUUGCUAAGGGACUUUAUUUUGUAACAUAUCAAUUAUAAAUAUUGUAUUUAUCUUUGAAAUUUUGUACAUUGCUUUCCCUGCCUCCUUUUUUCACGUCUGUAUUGGUGUUUGAUCCUGCCCAGUGUUGUUGCACAGGGAAAGAGCAGACACCAAGAACUGUCUCUUUGAUCUGUUUUGUUGAAAUGAACCAAUGUCCUUACAUUUCAUUUGUACCUAAACUGUUUGCUAUCGUUUAGACUUUCCACUCCCUCCCCUUUUUUUUAUGUUGAGGAAAAGUCAAAUUCAUUGUUUAUUUUUAUAUUAUUUUUAAGUUAUCUGAACAAAUACUUUUGAAAAGGAAAGUUUGUUGUAUAGUCAAAAGAAAACGGUGUCAGCGGCUGUGACAAAUUCUAGUAGGUUCUGUGCAUGUGGAACGGCCGUGAAGGGGCCACGCCGUCCGGGCUGUGUCCUUAUUUUAUUUUUAAUUUUUAUUUUUUUUUGUAGAAUGUAAAAAACAAAAAAGUCAUUUUAGCUGCCACCUAUGACUUUGCCACAUAGCUGAACUGUGUUUACUGGAAAAAUUCAGAGGCCUAAAGUUUAAAAUAAAAUUUACUUCCGACGUUUUAAUUACAAAUGUUUGCCACAUUAACUUCUCUGAUGCCUUAAAAGUGGACUUCUUUGAAGAACUUCUGUGCUAUUUUAUCACAGGCUCAUACCACAAUUGUUAAUAUCUGGAGAUGGAUGAUGAACACACACACACACACACACACACACACACACACACACACACACACACCAAAAGCACAAACCUCCAGUCCGCCAGUCACUGCUUCCUGGGUCUGUCUGCUGCUUUCUGGCCUCUUAAGCUCACCUUGGAGUUAGAGAGGUAUUGGGGGACACUGCUGGUUAGUAUGUUUUUAUUUGAAACAGGACCUUUUUGUGGUCAGAUCCAACAGCACUGUCUGUACUUUUUUUUAACUGGAAAGGCCUCCUUCAGACACUCUGCCUCUUAGUGCCAAACCCACCAUGAGACCAAGAGUCAGGACUCUGUUCCUCCACACUCAUUGCUCUUGCAGACAGCGCAUGCUUCGCAGACAGCAGCAGAAGUCACAUUUAAAACAAAAAGGAGGGGAUUUUCAAAACUAGACACACACCUUCACAAAGAGACGACAUAGAGCUUAGAAAGGGUUCAUUCAAGGGACUCAAUAAGAGAAACAGAAUGUCCCCAAGGGUCAGUGGGCCACACUCUGGUUUUGUGGCUGCUGACAGGGCUUAGCUACAUGAACAGCUUGAGAAGUCACUUUGGAACUAAAUUGCCUCGAUUUAUUUUGUGUAAGUAAGGGUUUGACCUAAAAAGAGCUCACGUGCACAUUAGCAAGUGUCCUCGUGCCCGCACCUGGUUUGUGUUUUAGAUCAACUAGUCAACGCCCUCAUUGCUUCAUUGUGUCAAAAACCGAGAGCUUCACUAAAUGGUAGAUUUUGCUGUCAGAGACCCUACAAUAAGAUUGUUUUAUCUGUACAUUUUUUCAGAUAUUUAACUGUAUAAAAUGUUCAUUUUACACAAUAUUUAAUUAAAGUAUUUCUUGUCUGUGAAUUUCACUUUUGGUAAUUUUAUCUGUUUUGACUAUUAAAAUGACUGACAAAUGAA